Podarcis raffonei (Aeolian wall lizard) is the source of this 2165-nucleotide messenger RNA. It is a transcript of the gene ALG6, whose product is annotated as ALG6 alpha-1,3-glucosyltransferase. The transcript is spliced from 16 exons. Gene Ontology annotation, biological process: protein N-linked glycosylation. Bases 100 to 1815 code for a protein of 571 amino acids. Gene Ontology annotation, cellular component: endoplasmic reticulum membrane. The record is from RefSeq and is a predicted model, not a curated record. Gene Ontology annotation, molecular function: dolichyl pyrophosphate Man9GlcNAc2 alpha-1,3-glucosyltransferase activity. Lineage: Eukaryota; Metazoa; Chordata; Lepidosauria; Squamata; Lacertidae.
GACCAACGAAGGCGGGGAGGAAAAGCAGGUCGGGCGCGCGCCUGCCCAUUCAACUUCCUCUUCGCGCCUGUCAGUCUCGGUGAUUUCGGAAAAGCAGCUAUGGAAAAAUGGAGCUUAAUGACAAUUACUGCAUUACUAGGCCUUCUUGUCCGUUGGACUGUGUCCCUUGGUUCUUACUCAGGUGCAGGAAAACCACCUAUGUAUGGAGACUACGAAGCUCAAAGACAUUGGCAAGAAGUUACCUACAAUCUGCCAGUCAAACAGUGGUACUUCAACACCAGUGACAAUAAUUUGCAAUACUGGGGCCUUGACUAUCCGCCUCUUACUGCUUAUCACAGUCUUCUGUGUGCUUAUGUAGCGAAGUUAAUCAAUCCAGAUUGGAUUGCUCUGCACACAUCUCGUGGGUAUGAGAGUCAGCCACAUAAGCUAUUCAUGCGGGCAACAGGAGUCCAGUUUUACCAUCCUGCAGGCAGGGGAAAACGAGUGGAAAAGGAAGACCAAAGUGAGAGACAUAUUGACUGUGUCCUUGUUCAGCACCUUAAAGCAUUUAAAAAAGCAGGGAUGGGGAGCUUUUUUCAGCUGCAUUUAGGUUUCAAGGGCCAGACGUGGGCAGAGCAAAAGUGGGAAAGUUAUGAAGUUUUUGUUGCUGAUAUGCUAGUUUACAUACCUGCAGUAAUCUUGUACUGUUGUUAUUUAAAAGAGACUUCAGCUAAGAGGAAGAUUUCUAGUGCUCUCUGCAUACUGCUUUAUCCGGGACUCAUUCUGAUUGAUUAUGGACAUUUUCAAUAUAAUUCCGUGAGCCUUGGCUUUGCUUUGUGGGGAGUGCUUUGCCUGUCUUACGAUUUGGACCUCUUGGGCUCAAUAGCAUUCUGCUUGGCUCUAAACUACAAACAAAUGGAGCUGUACCAUUCAUUGCCCUUCUUCAGCUAUCUCUUGGGAAAGUGCUUCAAAAAAGGCCUGGUGGGGAAGGGGCUGUUACUGUUAAUGAAACUGGGGUUUACCGUAGGUGUUUCUUUUGCUCUCUGUUGGCUCCCGUUUUGCACAGACGUUGAACAAAUUUUGCAAGUGCUCAGAAGGCUCUUCCCAGUUGAUCGAGGUUUGUUCGAGGAUAAAGUGGCCAAUGUUUGGUGCACCAUAAGUGUUUUUUUCAAAGUAAAGGCAGUGCUGUCAGCAGAAACUCAACUUAAACUAAGCUUUGCCUUAACAUUCCUGACUGCACUUCCCAGUUGCAUAAAACUAACUCUGCAGCCUUCUAUCAAAGGAUUUAAAUAUGCUUUGGUUAGCUGUGCAUUAUCCUUCUUCCUGUUCUCAUUCCAAGUGCAUGAAAAAUCUAUUCUUCUAGUUUCAAUACCCGUCUGCUUAGUUAUACAUGAAAUUCCUUUUAUGUCUACAUGGUUUCUACUCGUUUCAACCUUCAGCAUGCUCCCCCUUCUCCUGAAGGAUGGCCUGCUCCUGCCAUAUAUUGUGACAACACUGGCCUUUCUCACAGUGUGUGCAACUUCUUUCUCAAUAUUUGAAAAUACUUCUGAAGACGAUAUGCAGCUAAAGCUUUUCCCCACUUCCAUUAGGCGAUGCAUGCCAUGGUUCAGAACAUUCUCAAAGGUUAUUAGGAGUUCAUUCCUUGUCUCAAUAACUCUGAUGGGCAUCCUGACUUUAAUGAGUGCUACAUUGGAUCCUCCACAAAGGCUACCAGAUUUAUUUCCUCUAGCUGUCUCUGCUGUAUCCUGCUUGCACUUUCUAUUCUUCUUGCUAUAUUUUAAUGUCAUUGCAAUAUGGGAAUCAAGAGAUAGCCGAAAUCAGAAAAAAACCAAUUAGGUCAAAGUGCCAACCCGCAAAACUAAUGACUAAAGCGAGGGGAAACCUUUUAAUAUUUUCAUAGAACUAUGUCUUAAAUCAUAUGUAAUGUGAGGUAUAAAUUGCUUUCUUAUUUUAUGUAUUUGCUGGGGAAAGCCACACAAAAAUGUUUACAUGUCAAUUUGUGCUGUUUCAGGAAUGUGAAUAGCCAUUAUUAAGGGAGGUUUGAAAUGGACUCUUUGUAUGCAAUAAAAGGGAAACAUCAUACUUGAUUAUUUGUUGAAGAUGGAAAGCUACUGGUACCUUGAAAACAAUUAAGUAAUAUUUUGGCCACCUUUACUGGCUUAUUUUGAAUAAAAUUUCCAAAUUAA